Cyclopterus lumpus (lumpfish) is the source of this 5400-nucleotide messenger RNA. RefSeq names its product splicing factor 3b, subunit 1 (gene sf3b1). Gene Ontology annotation, biological process: spliceosomal complex assembly. NCBI's taxonomy places the organism in Eukaryota, Metazoa, Chordata, Actinopteri, Perciformes, Cyclopteridae. The transcript is spliced from 23 exons. Gene Ontology annotation, molecular function: mRNA binding. Gene Ontology annotation, cellular component: U2-type prespliceosome; catalytic step 2 spliceosome; U2 snRNP. The record is from RefSeq and is a predicted model, not a curated record. Bases 1616 to 5104 code for a protein of 1162 amino acids.
AGAGUCGAACAACCACCACCAAAAUGGCGAAGAUCGCCAAAACGCACGAAGACAUCGAGGCCCAGAUCCUGGAGAUCCAGGGGAUGAAGGCGACCCUGCUGGAGGAAGGAGAGCAGGGAGUGGGCCUCGAUUCCACCGGCUUUUUUGACCAGGAGAUCUACGGAGGCAGCGACAGCCGCUUUGCUGGAUAUGUCACGUCCAUCGCGGCCAACGAACAGGAAGAUGAUGAGGAAGAGGAUUCGUCGACAAGCUUGUUGGGACAAAAGAAGCCCGGGUACCAUGCCCCGGUGGCAAUACUCAACGCCAUUCCUCAGUCAGACGAGCAAUACGACCCAUUUGCAGAGCAUCGUCCGCAGAAGAUUGCAGAGCGAGAAGAUGAAUACAAAGCUCGACGCAGACAGAUGAUCAUCUCACCGGAGCGCCUCGACCCUUUUGCAGAUGCAGUACUGCUUUGCCAGUCCUGUACUGCACUCUGUUAAGGGUGCAGCAACUCAUCCUGUGUAGGUUAUGGGGAACACAGUGCGUUUAUCAGUUUGGUCAGGGUCCACUGGCUGCUUGUUUUGGGUCCUGUGAGGGGAAUCAGAUGCAGCCCAGCUACAACAAACCUCAACCCCCAACAGCCUCUUACUUUACUUAUCAAUUUCGUGCAAAUUUAGAUUAAACUUCAUGAUGGAAGGUUACUGCCCAAAUAUUUGACUCUCAUCCUUAUUUCAUCUCUGUCCUCGAAAGGAAGUCAAGAUUUAAAAUGUACGCUCAUAGGAUGAUAACUAGUGGCGGCGUCGCAUGUCAACGGGGCUCUGACAUGUCGCGCCGCCAUAUUUCUGAUAGUUGGACUAGAUUCAUCAUAAUGUCUUUUGCCACAUUUUUAUAUUAGAAUGCCAGAAUAGAUGCUCAUAUAUUUAAUGUCAUUCCUAGAUGUAGCCUCAACAUCUUGACUUCAUUUUUAUACGCUAGUGUAAAUAAUUGGGAAUCUGGACCACAUGAUCUCCAUAUAUAUAUAUUUUUUUUCUCUAGUUUUGUGGUUAUGCCCCAAGGAGAUACUUUUUUUUUUUUUUUUGAGUGCCGUAAAUCAAUGCAACACAGGUGGUAUACUGUUGUGUGUGAGUUCAAACCCUUUUCCAAAGUGUUACUAAUGGUAAAGAGACAUUUUCUAGGCUUCUUUUCUGCCGGUUGAAGUCUGACUGCAGAGGGACCAUGGCACUGAAAGUGUACGUAUUCUGAAGAGCACAGCCCAGGACCCCCCUGCAUCAGUGAUGGCUAUAACUUCUUAAUCCACUUUAAGAAAACACCACAACCACAGCUCUUCUCUCUAUGUAUCUGCUUGUUUUUCAUUAGUAUGCUAUGACUGUAUGUAAGAAAAGACAAAUGUAUAUUUGUAUGUAAUUUCAGUAGGAAUUGUUUUGUGAAUCAGCCGUUUAUAACCACAGGAGCGUAAGUUAAUCUGUUGGUAAAGAAGAGUCAGGAUUAGCUGGCUGUGUUUGUGCUUGCUGUGUUUGUACUAACGUGGGUCCCCGGAGCGAAUACUGAUCAGUGUCCUUUGUUCUUGUUGGUGCUCUUUCGCGCAGGGGGCAAAACGCCGGACCCCAAGCUGCAGGUCAGGUCGUACGUGGACGUCAUGUUGGAGCAAAACCUGUCCAAAGAGGAGAGGGAGAUCCGUCUGCAGAUGGUAGAGAAGGCCAAAGCUGGGGAGCUGAAGGUCGUCAACGGGUCCGCUGCCUCGCAGGCUGCCGCGAAACGUAAACGUCGCUGGGACCAGACCGCUGACCAAACCCCCACAAAUACCACACCCAAAAAGAUGUCCAGCUGGGACCAAGCUGAUUCGUCUGCUGAGACUCCAGGACACACCCCGGGACACACUCCUGCACACACACCCUCAAACAGCCGAUGGGACGAAACCCCUGGUCGCGCUAAGGGCAGUGAGACCCCCGGGGCCACUCCCAGUACCCGCAUGUGGGAUCCCACUCCCAGUCACACACCCGCUGGCGCCGCCACCCCUGGCAGGGACACGCCUGGCCACGCCACGCCCGGCCACGGCGGCGCCACGGGGAGCGUACGCAAGAACCGCUGGGACGAAACCCCGAAGACGGAAAGGGAGACCCCGGGACACGGCAGCGGCUGGGCCGAAACGCCACGCACAGACAGAGGGGACGAGUCGGUGGGCGAGACUCCGACCCCGGGGGCCAGUAAGAGGAAGUCUCGCUGGGAUGAGACCCCUGCCAGUCAGAUGGGAUCCUCUACACCACUACUGACCCCGGGAAAAACUCCCAUAGGAACGCCAGCUAUGAACAUGGCGACCCCAACACCAGGUCACCUGAUGAGCAUGACUCCAGAGCAGCUGCAGGCGUGGAGGUGGGAGCGGGAGAUUGAUGAGCGGAACCGGCCUCUCACAGACGAUGAGCUUGACGCCAUGUUCCCAGAGGGAUACAAGGUGUUGCCGCCACCGGCGGGCUACGUGCCGAUCCGCACCCCGGCCCGUAAACUGUCAGCCACCCCAACGCCCCUCGGAGGCAUGACGGGCUUCCACAUGCAAGUGGAGGACCGCACCACCAAACAGAUGAAUGACCAGCCCUCAGGAAACCUGCCCUUCCUCAAGCCCGACGACAUCCAGUAUUUCGACAAACUGCUGGUGGAGGUGGAUGAGUCCACGCUGAGCCCCGAGGAGCAGAAGGAGAGGAAGAUCAUGAAGCUGCUGCUGAAGAUUAAAAAUGGAACACCGCCCAUGAGAAAGGCCGCUCUGCGUCAGAUCACGGAUAAAGCUCGCGAGUUCGGAGCCGGCCCGCUGUUCAAUCAGAUCCUGCCGUUACUCAUGUCGCCCACCCUGGAGGACCAGGAGCGCCACUUGCUGGUUAAAGUCAUCGACCGCAUUCUCUACAAACUGGAUGACUUGGUUCGACCGUACGUACACAAGAUCCUGGUGGUGAUCGAGCCCCUGCUGAUCGAUGAGGACUACUACGCCAGAGUAGAAGGCCGAGAAAUCAUCUCUAACUUGGCAAAGGCCGCCGGUUUGGCCACCAUGAUCUCCACGAUGAGGCCCGACAUCGACAACAUGGACGAGUACGUCAGAAACACCACGGCCCGAGCCUUCGCCGUGGUGGCCUCCGCUCUGGGCAUUCCCUCCCUCCUGCCGUUUCUCAAAGCCGUGUGUAAAAGCAAGAAGUCCUGGCAGGCCAGACACACGGGCAUCAAGAUCGUGCAGCAGAUCGCCAUCCUCAUGGGCUGCGCCAUCCUGCCCCACCUCCGCAGCUUGGUGGAGAUUAUCGAACACGGUCUGGUGGACGAGCAGCAGAAGGUGAGGACCAUCAGCGCCCUGGCUAUCGCCGCCCUCGCUGAAGCUGCCACGCCCUACGGUAUCGAAUCCUUCGACUCGGUCCUCAAGCCGCUCUGGAAGGGCAUCAGGCAGCACAGAGGAAAGGGUCUCGCCGCUUUCCUCAAAGCCAUCGGUUACCUGAUCCCGCUGAUGGACGCCGAGUACGCCAACUACUACACCAGAGAGGUGAUGCUGAUCCUCAUCAGAGAGUUCCAGUCCCCCGAUGAGGAGAUGAAGAAGAUUGUCCUCAAGGUGGUGAAGCAGUGUUGCGGCACCGAUGGUGUGGAAGCCAACUACAUCAAGACCGAGAUCCUGCCCCCCUUCUUCAAGCACUUCUGGCAGCACAGGAUGGCCCUGGACAGACGCAACUACAGACAGUUGGUGGACACCACAGUGGAGCUGGCCAAUAAAGUGGGAGCGGCGGAGAUCAUUUCUCGCAUCGUCGACGACCUGAAGGACGAGGCGGAGCAGUACAGAAAGAUGGUGAUGGAGACCAUCGAGAAAAUCAUGGGCAACCUGGGAGCGGCCGACAUCGACCACAAGCUGGAGGAGCAGCUGAUCGACGGCAUCCUGUACGCCUUCCAGGAACAGACGACCGAGGACUCCGUCAUGCUCAACGGCUUCGGCACGGUGGUGAACGCCCUCGGGAAGCGCGUGAAGCCCUACCUGCCUCAGAUCUGCGGUACGGUGCUGUGGCGUCUCAACAACAAGUCCGCCAAAGUCCGUCAGCAGGCCGCCGACCUGAUCUCCCGUACCGCCGUGGUGAUGAAGACUUGCCAGGAGGAGAAGCUGAUGGGUCACUUGGGUGUGGUGCUGUACGAGUACCUGGGAGAGGAGUACCCCGAGGUGUUGGGUAGCAUCCUGGGAGCCCUGAAGGCCAUCGUCAACGUUAUUGGUAUGCACAAGAUGACCCCGCCGAUCAAAGACCUGCUUCCUCGUUUGACUCCCAUCCUGAAGAACAGACACGAGAAGGUGCAGGAGAACUGCAUCGACCUGGUGGGCCGGAUCGCAGACAGGGGAGCCGAAUAUGUGUCGGCCAGGGAAUGGAUGAGGAUUUGUUUUGAGCUGCUGGAGCUGCUGAAGGCUCACAAAAAAGCCAUCCGCAGAGCCACCGUCAACACGUUCGGGUACAUCGCCAAAGCCAUCGGCCCCCACGAUGUGUUGGCCACGCUGCUCAACAACCUGAAGGUCCAGGAGCGUCAGAACCGAGUCUGCACGACCGUGGCCAUCGCCAUCGUCGCCGAGACCUGCUCUCCGUUCACGGUGCUGCCGGCGCUCAUGAACGAGUACCGCGUGCCCGAGCUCAACGUGCAGAACGGCGUGCUCAAGUCCCUCUCCUUCCUGUUCGAGUACAUCGGGGAGAUGGGCAAAGACUACAUCUACGCCGUCACGCCGCUGCUGGAGGACGCGCUCAUGGACCGAGACCUGGUCCACAGACAGACGGCCAGUGCCGUAGUCCAGCACAUGUCUCUGGGCGUCUACGGUUUCGGCUGCGAAGACUCCCUCAACCACCUGCUCAACUACGUGUGGCCCAACGUGUUCGAGACGUCGCCGCACGUGAUCCAGGCCGUCAUGGGCGCCCUGGAGGGGCUGCGGGUCGCCAUCGGGCCCUGCCGCAUGCUGCAGUACUGCUUACAGGGUUUGUUCCAUCCGGCCAGGAAGGUGCGGGACGUCUACUGGAAGAUCUACAACUCCAUCUACAUCGGCUCGCAGGACGCGCUCAUCGCUCACUACCCGCAAGUCUACAACGACGACAAGAACAUGUACGUCCGCUACGAGCUGGAUUACGCCUUGUAAAUAUGAAUAUUCACGCGUCCCCCCCCCCCCGUCCCCCCCUUCUCUCUCUGCCACCGUCGUCUCCUAAUCUCGAGACUCGAGAGUCCGUUUCUAUUUAGCAACAGUAAUGCGUUCACUUGAUUUCCCCCCCCCCCCCUCCGAGCUGAAGAAUGAGCAUGAAAAAUUAGGAGAAAUAAGAGGAACAUUGUAGAGUCUGUAUGUAAUUUUCUUUUUCUUUUUUUUAUUACUACUCUUUUGAGUGUUUUCGCUGUAAGAAAUGACCGAGGUCAGACGAGCCUCGAUUUUUUUGAAGAAUG